AUGAAUGCACCGAGUUCCCCGGAGUCCUCCGACCUGGCCCUCCUUGAAUCCAUAAGGAGGCACUUGUUACUCGACGACGCGGAAAGUCCGCUCGUCCCGAGUUGUCCCGGUGGAACUGGGUUUUGGAGCACCGGCCCCGGCGUUGACUUGUUGCUCUAUCUGAUCGAGGAAUGGGGAGAGCUCCUUUUCAUAGAAGACUUUCUCCACGGGAUCCUGAAUGAGCCUUUCUCGGCCGAUUGGGAUCCAUUGGCCCCGCCGGCAGCCCGCCGGCCCAGCUUCGAGGCGGAGGUUUCGGUGAAGCCGGAGCCCCUCCUGGCAGCGUCUUGGUCGGUGGGGUGUGUUGCGGCUCCGCCAACUCCGCCGCCUUCGGCGGUCCCGGCAAAGGGGAAGCGCUAUAUAGGAGUGAGGCAGCGGCGGGAAAAGUUCACGGCAGAGAUCCGCAACUCGGCAAAGGAGGGGGGCCGGGAGUGGCUCGGGACUUUCGAGACAGCAGAGGACGCGGCGCGGGCCUACGAUAAAGCUGCCUAUAGAAUCCACGGCCAGUGGCACUUGCUCAAUUUCCCGGACCGGAUCAACUCAGGCGAGCCCGAGCCCGUCAGGGUGCUGUCGAGACGUCGGCCAUCAUUAGAGCCAUUGACUUCCUCCUCCUCCUCCUCCUCACCGGCCAACGGCUCCGGGGAGAGGACGAAAAAGGCGACGACGGCUGCCACGGCAGCGGGAGUGGCCACGUCAGAGAAUGGGGGGGAGGGGGGUUCCAAGUAGGAUACCACGUGGCAAUGACCACAAUUGGCAAAAAAGCUGUUAGUUAGCUUAUGAUUGACAUCUUCUUUGGGACCACACGUGGCGCAAUGUCUACCAGGACGGUGAAGCUGUGUGGAAAUACUUUUUGUUUUUGUUUUUUUUGUUUCGUUUUGGUUGUUUUUCCGCCGAGGAUGUUUUGUGAUAAUAAUGUAAACCAAUAAGAGGGAAGUGAGAAUGGAAAGGGCUCUUCCUAUAUAUUUUGGGCAUGGUGAUUUCUGUUCCUUUUCGGCGAGUUGUGUCUCGCAUGUAUAACACCGAUGCAUGAUGGUCGUUUCAUUGGAAGGAAACUAGAUGUGCAUUCAG
Molecule: messenger RNA, 1104 nt
Organism: Rhodamnia argentea
Lineage: Eukaryota; Viridiplantae; Streptophyta; Magnoliopsida; Myrtales; Myrtaceae
Product: ethylene-responsive transcription factor 1A-like
Exons: 1
Coding region: 1-762 (253 amino acids)
Biological process (GO): ethylene-activated signaling pathway; regulation of DNA-templated transcription
Molecular function (GO): DNA-binding transcription factor activity; DNA binding
Source: RefSeq, a predicted model, not a curated record